CAGGCUUGAUAAAGGGCCCUGUGUGGCCGAAACGUUGCCAUGUUUUAAGGUCAAUAAAACCACCUUUUUGCAUUCUUUACCACGGUUCGUGUGCUUCAGCAAUUUUGGAUUUCAUGACAGAUUGUUCUGACCCUGAGCAGGGGAUCUUAUAUGCUGUGUAGCACCAGACACCUGAAAAGGUUGACGGAGUAACAGGUGAGCACUCUACUACUGUGUGGUACAAAGUAAACAUGACACACUUGCUGUAUUUAUAAUGAGUGAAUAUGGAGCGCUCUGUUUUACUAGAACAUGUAAAUCAGAACCAUGAACAAACAAUAUAAGUAAAGAACAAAGUAAUACAGUUAUUAACCAUUUAUAAUAUAACAGAGAGUUCAGGCCUGCUUGUUGUGUACACUUUACGUUGGUGCGCACUUAUAUGUAACCCUGGUGUUGCAUCCAUGAAUUCCAGUACAUUUGCAAUCCAUUCACUGUAUUCCCAGAGAGUGCAGUGUCCAGUAGUUAGUCCUAUCUCUCCUUUUGGAUAGAACUGGGCCAGUAAAUAAGCUGGGGUGACUUAUCCUAAUGGGCGCUGGAACCUGGGGUCUAACCUACUCUGAUCAGAGGCCUCUCUCUCCCUGCUGUUGCCACAUCUGUGCCUGCUCCUCUCCUUGCUUUCCUGCCUUGCCUUUCUCUUUCCCAUCAUUCCUCACACAGUAACAUGGCAUCAGCCUUACUGUUUCCCGAUUGCCUAACACUGCCAUCUGCAGGCUGGAGGUGACCUUUGCACCAUCCUCAUUUGUCUGCCUAUUAGAGGAUAUUUAAAACAUUUGACAGUUAAACUGGAAUAUACUGCUCUGGCAAGAGGGUGACUCUAAGAUAUUUCACAGAGAGGAUAGAAAACUUUUUUCUUUUAAGAAGUCUGAUCAAGUGUGACUACAAAAGUCUGACAUGAAUCUUUUGAAAUUGGAGCAUGUCAUUGAAAUAUAUGAUUUUCCGGCUUCCUUUGAAAAUAAGGAUUUUUUGGAGGCCUUUUCCAGCUUCCUGCAGUCUGGAUUUGACAUAAAAUGGGUGGAUAGUAGCCAUGUUCUUGGCAUCUUUUCAAGUUCUACAAAAGCCAGGGAUGCCCUAAGAAAUAAGAACCCAAUGCUGAAAGUGCGACCACUGGCACAGUCCACAAGAGCCUCCCAAAUGAAGGCAAAAAAAUACAUGGAAUACCUACAGCCAGUGAAACCGCGCCCUCGGACAUCUGCGCUGGCUGCUAGGCGCUUUGUAAUGCAAGCUCUGGGAGUGCGAUGCCCACAAAGCAAACAUGAAUAUGUCGCUGAGCUCAGAAAGGAAAGGAGGCAGUUGGAAUCUGACCAGUGCAAUAUAGAUAAUAAUAGAAAGGAAAGGAGGGAGUUCAAAUCUGAUCAGUGCAAUAGAAGACUAGCAGGGAAAACCUGCCGUCACUCCCAUUCUCCAACAUAUGCGCUGCCAUGUAAGCAUCUUCCUGAGAAUUCUCUGAGCAUAUGCUCUAUACAGAGUCAGUCCGAAAAGGAUGCAGUGGUAAAAAAUCUAAAAGAAAAGACUAUCAGACGGAUAUCAGACUCUUUGCAGCAUAAGGAGUCACCAGCAGGCAAAGACUGUCCCGCUUCCAAUUCUCCCAACAUCUGUGGUAGUUGUGAAGCACAUUUGGAUACAUGCUGUGGGAUUUCGCCUCGCAUAGAGCAAAACGGAGAAUGAGGCAGUACUCGGAAAGCUCAACAACAUGAAUGAAGGGAAGGCAUAAUUCCAGCCCCUGAGCAAGAAUAAUUAGAGCUAACUUUGAGCAUAUUUUUAAUGGUGCAUUAUUAUAUUUAUUAAAUUCAUUCUAAAAUGUGAA
This is a messenger RNA of Xenopus laevis (African clawed frog), 1840 nucleotides long. RefSeq names its product coiled-coil domain-containing protein R3HCC1L. Lineage: Eukaryota; Metazoa; Chordata; Amphibia; Anura; Pipidae. The record is from RefSeq and is a predicted model, not a curated record. The coding region runs from base 928 to 1701 and encodes 257 amino acids. The transcript is spliced from 2 exons.